Messenger RNA from Toxorhynchites rutilus septentrionalis, 7835 nucleotides. Its product is annotated as hemicentin-1-like. Gene Ontology annotation, biological process: cell-cell adhesion. NCBI's taxonomy places the organism in Eukaryota, Metazoa, Arthropoda, Insecta, Diptera, Culicidae. Gene Ontology annotation, cellular component: cell-cell junction. The coding region runs from base 1040 to 4942 and encodes 1300 amino acids. Gene Ontology annotation, molecular function: cell adhesion molecule binding. The record is from RefSeq and is a predicted model, not a curated record. The transcript is spliced from 10 exons.
CUAGGGCGCAGCGCUGUUUAGUUUCGAAUAUCACCACAUCGGGUAUUGACGUAUAUCGGUAGGGUUGCUGCCGGUCGGUUUCGGAUUUGGCGGCCAGCAAAAGGUGGUUUUUCUUGUUGGUAUACCUGUUCCCCCACCGCUUUCGCCUCUCACCGCGGCGCUGCCGUAUGCAUAGGGGCAUAGGAGUAGCAAAGGAUAACGCGGUGCGUGGGAGCGUGCGCGCGCGGAUUUGUGUGGAUUGGAUUGCUGUGGAUGUUCGCGCUCGCUGCCGUUGUGGAUCACAUCCGAGUGACAACAAUGGAACAAUAGCGGAUAUCUGGAUUUAGAACCAAUAGUGGUGGAUCGAGUGUGGUGAAAAAAAGGAAACUUAAGGAGUUGAAUUAUUGAUUGCACAUUUAGCAAACGUUGUGCUGUGUGAGAUCGAAUGGAAAUCCUGAUGCUAAACAAAAGUGAUUAUCUAUUGUGCCGAUAGUGAUCUGUUUCAUUUUCAACCAUUUUCGAAAACAACCUGUUGAUGUUAUGAAAACAUGUUGAAAUACUGAAGUGUUGUGAGCUAAUGUGAUUCGAGGAAAAAAGUUCGAAAUGCUUUUAUGAAAUUUUACUCAGCUGAAACGAUUGAUUGUUUUUCUUCUCGUUGGUGAUCAGAAAGUGACAUAAAUUUCACAAAUACCAAGUGGGAAAAGAAACGCUGAACGGAGUCGAACUCGAACUUGGACGGGGCUGUAAUUGGAGUUGCAGAGAUUUGAUACACAUUGACAUGCGUCGUUAGAUUGGUGAUCGGCGAUUUAGAUUUUUUUUCCAUACCGUAACGAGUGCUAAGUGGAGUUAAAAUAACGAAGCAUUUUCGACACUGAUCGACAGAUUAUCUGGUGAUUUUGUGGGCAAUCAAUCCUGUGUUGAUAGUUCGGAAAGUGGUGACACACCAAAAUUGACAGAUUCGAUCCGAUCAAUUGGCAAAAUGGCUGAUUAAACAGACUGAAUCGUCUGACUUUGUGAACGAUUGUGAAGAUAAACACAAUAUUCAGCUGUCGAUUUGCUCAUGCUUCCUGCCAACAUGGAUUUGAUAAGAGAUACACGUCAAUUGGGGGUACCAAGGAUUAUCACAGGUUCGUUCGAGCGUGCUUUCUUCUCACAUUCUAAUGUGACCUCCCAGAAAAUGGGCCGCGUCACUUCCCGUUUGAUGCCACUGCUGCUGGGGCUGCUGAUAGUGGUACUGGUUGGACCGCCGCCUGCAACCGCUGAUAAAACGAUGGACACCCGGGAGGGCGAGGAUGUGACGCUCAAGUGCCGCUUCAACGAGCAUUAUUCCGAUCGUGAAUAUUCAUACUACUGGGCCCGCCAGAGCCUCAACAAGUACGACAACGUGGCCAUCAAGGCGGACACCUUCAACCAGAACUACAAAAUUGAUCACCGACCGGAGAAGGGCAUCUAUGACUUGCAAAUCCUGAACGUUUCGUACUCGCGCGACAACGGUCGCUACGAGUGCCGUAUCAAACUGUUCGGCGAUGGCGAGGUCAUCUACGAGGACUACUACAAUCUGACGGUGCUCACUCCGCCCCAACCGCCGCUAAUAUUUCCCGGCAGUGAAACUACUGCCACUGAGGAUAAAGCCCAAGAACUGACGUGCAGCAGCGUGGGUGGAUCUCCCGAUCCGAUGAUUUCCUGGUAUCGUGAGGGCAGCACAACUCCGCUCGCGGCUAAUCUCAUUACCGGCGGAUCCCGGGACAUGCAAACCACCAGCACCCUGACAAUCAUUCCCCGCCGCGAGGACGACAACGCGAAGUUUAUGUGCGUCGUCUGGAACCGUGCCCUGCCGGAAGGCCAGCGUCUCGAGACGAUUACGACACUGUCCGUCAACUACUUCCCCCGAGUGGAAAUCGGCCCCGAAAACCCGUUGAGUGUGGAACGUGAUCAGACAGCGAAGCUAGAGUGCAACGUCGACGCCAAGCCCAAACCGGAGCGAGUUCAGUGGACCCGCAACGGACGUUUCAUCUCGUCCCACCCGGUGCACACGAUCCACCGUGUUUCCCUUCAGGACGCCGGUAAAUACACCUGCCAGGCGGACAACGGUCUCGGCAAAACCGGCGAACAGGAGAUACUUCUGAACGUUCUCUAUCCUCCCAUCGUACACAUUGAAUCGAAAUCAAAGGAGGCCGAGGAGAAGGAAAUGGUUCAGAUCAAAUGCAACGUUACCGCGAAUCCACCGCCGGUUACGAUCGAGUGGCUGAAGGAAGGGGAUUUGGAGUUCAGGCGAAACGGAGAUACGCUGACGUUGCGCGAUGUCCGCGCCGAAGAUGCUGGAACCUACAUCUGUCGGGGGAUUAACAUCAUGAAGCCAUACGGAGGCAAAACUCUGGAACGCGAAGGUAACGCAUCGGUCGCCCUCCUGGUUCGGCAUCGUCCGGGUCAAUCGACAAUCACUCCCGAGAAGCCAGUGGUACACGUUGGUAACAGUGUGAGUUUGAUGUGCAAGGCUGAUCCACCCGGUUGGCCGCUGGCGCAAUACCGUUGGUAUCGAGAUGUUGCGGGAGAAAUAUCCACUACUGUGAUCGCUCAGGGCGCUCAAUAUUUGAUCCCGAAAGCUGGCCUUCAGAGUGAAGGUAAAUACUACUGUCAUGCCGGGAAUGAUCUCGGAAAUGGAGGAAUGGCCAGCGCGGUGUUGGAGGUUCAUCAACCGCCACAGUUUUUGGCUAAACUGCAAUCCAAUAUGAUUCGUCGGGCUGGAGAGAAUGAUUUCACGGUAACCUGCAGCGCUAAGGGUAAACCAGAGCCCACGAUCACCUGGUUGAAGGACGAUGUUGAAAUCACUCCCGAUCUGCACAUGUUUGAGGUGAAAACAAACAUUGUGAAGGGUGCAAACGGAAUGGUUACCGUUCAGAGUAUGUUGAAGUUCUCCGGGAAGGUUCGUCCGAAUGGAAUAGAUCUGAUGUCGGGCGAUCGUGGCCAGUAUACAUGCUUGUAUGAGAACGAAGUAAACAAGGCGAACUCCACUAUGCAUCUGAAGAUCGAACACGAACCAAUCGUUCUGCAUCAGUACAAUAAGGUUGCCAAUGAUAUCAAGGAGACUGCUGAAGUGAUUUGUAAGGUGCAAUCAUACCCUAAGCCAGAUUUUCUCUGGCAGUUCGGUACAAAUACAGCUCCACUCGCUAACAACGACCAUUAUGAAAUCAGUGCCACUUCCGAUAGCAACGACGUUUUCACGAGCGUUCUGAAAAUAACGAACCUCCGCCAUCAAGACUACGGAGAUUACCACUGUCGUGUUUCCAAUGUGCUCAAUACCAUUCACGUGCCAAUCCGCCUGCAACCCAAAGGCCCUCCCGAGAAACCUUCCAAACUGAAGGCGGUGGAACUGGGAUCCAACUAUGUGAUUCUUUCGUGGACACCCGGAUUUGAUGGAGGACUGGCGAAUACAAAAUACUUCGUAUCCUAUCGCAAGAUCGUGGUACCGAACGAGAGCCUGGUCACGGACGAGUGUGCUGCCAUUGCCGCCGGUGGAGCCGAGUGGAUGGAAUUCGAUUGCCAGCGGGAGGUACCGUGCACCAUCAACCCGCUGGAUCACCACCAGAGUUACGUGUUCAAGGUGAAGGCACUCAACACGAAGGGUGUUUCGGAAUAUUCGAAUGAGAUCAGUGCCACCACAAAGGUGGAGAAGGUACCGAUUCCACUGCACGCUUCGUUCGAUCCGGAGACGCGUAUUCUCGCGUUGAACGUGGGGGCGACCUGUUUGUCGAUGAUUGCCAUAGUGGAGUCGGUGAUUUAUGGAGAUACCCCGAUGGCGGCUUGGCACAUUAUCGAGACGAUCGAGCUGCAGGUUAAUGGACACGAGCCGACCUAUAGGGAAACGAAAAUUGAGCACUUCGUGGCCAAUCGGAGGAACAAUGGCCGAUCGCUGGGAAAUGCACUGGAGGAUAUUCCACUGUCCGCGCUGGAGGAUGAGCUGAAUCCGAGGGUGCGAGUGAAGUUGUGCUUGAAGAUUAACCACGAGUACUGUGGCGAAUAUGUGGAGGCCGAUAUUGGACCAUCUCUAAUUCAGGAAGCGUCAUUUGUGGAACUUCCGACACUGAUCGCAAUCGUGGUGUCCUGCAUCGUGGCUGGUUUGUUCGCAGUGCUUCUGCUGAUGUUCUGCCGCUGCAAGCGUAAGCAAUCCAAGGAAUCCUCCAAAGCGAAGGAGUAUGAUAUCGAUUCGAUCCACCCGUCGAUCGUUGCCCAGCAAAACCAGGCUCCACCUCCGUACUACUCCGCUAGUAGUUUGGAGAACAAAGCUUUGGAACACUCCAUGGAUUUGGCUAUGGAUCAAAACACGGCACUAUAUGCUAGUCAGCAAACCUACGGAUACCACCAGCAGAACGCAAUGAUGCCGCAGGUGCCUCAAAAUGACUGGUCCAACAUGGGAUACGUCGAGAAUUCAUACUCCAACUCCAACAACGGCGGAAGCGUGAACUCCCAGGACUCGAUCUGGCAGCUGAAGAUGUCGGCCGCGGCUUCGAAUUCGGCCAACAUGAUCCCACAGCACAACUACAUGGAUCAACCGCUGCAGCAGAACUACGGCUACGACCCGAUGACUCACGGUGGCUACGGAGCGGUCGAUGAUUACGCACCAUACCCGCACCUGAUGACCACCGCAAGUCAACACGGAGGCGACGAUUACCAUCACAACAUGAGAAACAGCCAGAACCCGUCCCGACAGGACUACUGCAGCGACCCGUACGCUUCGGUGCACAAACCGAAGAAAAGGAUGGAUCAACAUAUGGACUUUGUAGCGGAAUCCCCUUAUCAUGAUGUCAGCGGUCUUCCGGAUCCGUACAUGGAGCAAGAAGAAGUCAAGUCCCCCGGUCCCAAUCAGCACCUUUCGAUGAGCUACGAUGACGCAUUGGCUCUGGAAAGCGGAUAUUCGACCCCAAACUCCCGGAAUCGGCGUGUGAUACACGAAAUUGUGGUGUAGAACCGAACCGAGGAUGACCAAGACCCACACAGACACACACAAACCACACACUUUGAGGAAAUCACAUGCCACGGGACAACCCUUAUUAACAUAACACGAAAUUUAUAUACACAAAAUAGUUCAAAUUUAUUCGAUGGAGAGCGUAUGCGAAACAAACGUGCUUCAAACGUUAUUAUUUCGAAUGGUAAUAAUUUCGUUGAACGCUUGAGAGAGUUUAUUUAGAAAACAACGAUCAUCUGGACGAAUGGCUUCAACUCAAGGGCUUUAUUUGAUCUCAAAUAACUCUUUCUGAGUCAAUCGCUGGAUGGUGCGGCCAAACUGUGAUUGUAAAUAUAAUCGUAAGCCUUUUGUAAGUUGAGCUCCAGUUAUUUUUAAAAGAAAGCUGUUUUUUUUACAACGAAGCAAUCAAAAUAAUUUGACCAGAUGCUCAGAGGAUUAAAUGUCAUUGGGGAGUCACAAAGCAACUCUCCCCGGAAAAUCUCAAUCACCCGUAAACCAACAACGAAAACCGAAAUAAUUCUCACACUCGAAGCGGUGGUGGUUCUUUUUCUGCGUUUUGUACGCCGAAUGUGCCAUUAUUUCUCGUAAUCUCAAUCAUCUAACUAUUAUUAACUUUGGGGGAAAACACUCAUGAGCCUAAAAAUCGGAAGCAAUAGGAGAAAAAGCAAGGAACUAUGCCACGGCUGAUCGAAAGUGUUGAAUUUUCGCCAACCGGUCACCGAAAAGGAUGAGAUUACUAUCAAUCUACUGAACGGCAAGGCAAGGUUAGAUUUAGCUGCUUAGACACGGUAAUUGUCGAAGUCGAUUAGUUUUUAUAGAUAAAAGUUACACAUAAACAUAUGUUUAAGGCGAAAUGGUGCCAUUCACAAUUCAUUUCGGCUGCCUCCGGUCAACCUUCGGAAGCCGCAAGAAAUGAAUUCUGAUGAAUCUUCCACCUGAAUCUACAAAUGAAAAGGCGUGACACAUGACAAUAAAAAAAUGCCUUAAUCUUUCCCCUCCAUAGCGGUUUCAUAAUUAUACGACGUUGUUGAUUUUAACUUUUCUUUACUUUACAAACAACUAUAUACACCCUCGUACUGGGUGAAUAGAACACAUGACGGAUUUCGCGCCAACUCGACCAGAUGUUGGCAUGACCCUCUCAGAACUUAAUGAAACUUUCUGGGCGUGAAGAGCUUACCUAAUUAAGCAAUUUGUCAUACUUAGUUUUCCGAAAAUUUAUCUAGACUAACAUAUGGAAAGGGCCAAAUAAUUUUGACUAUUUUUUUAAUAAAAUUUUUUACUCGAAAAUGGUAAGUCCUACGAAAAUGUGAUCUAUGGAAGAGUUUUAGGAAAAUAAACUUAAUUUCUUUAAAAUAUUGAAAAAGUUUUUGUUAGGAAAACUUUUUUGUCUUAAAUAUGCACACGUUGCAAUGUAUGGAAGAGUUGUAGGGCACAUAUUUAUCUACCAUUUCAUCAAAAUCUGAGCUGACCAUUUUGAGAAAAUCGACAGUUUUUAAAAUCGUUUUUUUAGUGUAGGAUUUAAAAAAAAAUUUUUUUCAAUAUUUUUUUUCUGAAAAUUCAAUUAUUUUCCUAAGACUCUUCCAUGGAUCACUUUUUUGUAGGAUUUACCAUUUUCGAGUAAAAAAAAAUAAUAAAAAAAUGGUCAAAACUAUUUGAUCCCUUCCAUAUGUAAAUCUAGAUAAAUUUUCGGAAAGCUAAAUAUGCAAAAUUGCUAAAUUAGGUAAGGUCUUCACGCCCAGAUAGUUUCAUUAAGUUCUGAGAGGGUCUUGCCAAUCCCAUAGACGAGUUGGCGCGAAAUCCGUCACAUUUGAAAAUUCCGACAAAGGAGCCUUUUCCAGUUUCGAAAAGGCGCGAUCCACAUUCGUCGUUUCGACAGCGCGAAACUGUUUCCCAGUGAAUCGAACAAUUUCACGCCACUUACUGUUUUGUAAAAUUGUUGAAAAGUUGUAAAAUAUAAUUUAACUACUUUUUAUUACCCAUUACUAUUUUGUCGGCAACUUUUACUUCCCUCCGUAGUUUAAGUGAAAAAAAAUGCGCUCAUUAAAAACAAAACAUAAGUAGGGUACGCACGGAUACGUAUAGCACUAGGCGAGAAAUAAGUAAUUAAAAACUUGUACAUAUACUGGACGGAAAGAGAGACCGAGAAACCGAGAGAGAGAGAACACAAGCAAAACGCAGCUAAGUUUUUUUAGUGUUUCUAUGAAAUGAUGAUGAAAAAAAGUGUUGCAGUUGCAAACGGAGUUCCACCUCCACUCGCGCCACGCUGGGAAGCGCACAAAAAACAGUGGCCAAUCGUUUCUGUCGCGAUAGAGGAAAGAAAAUCACGCUGGAAAAUCUUGGCGCUGAUACGGCGACACAAGGCGAUGGAGACGGAUUCGGCCAGAUGCAAAAGUUUGCGCGGAGGCGACGGCGGCAAAGACUCCUACAGAGUCACGGUUGUAUAUCAAUAAAGUGGAAGUGUAGAUCUGAUAAAAAAAAACUGUUGAUGAUGACGGUGGCGGCGGUAAGUUGCUUCAGCUGGACUCAAAAGUUACAACGAGGAAGCAAUUUCUUAACAAGAGUUAGUUAACGAAGGAAAGUUUUCAAACAAAACAACAUAACGAUGAAGAACAAGUAUUUCAGUAUCAAUUAGUGGAAGCUCGGUCCCAAACGAACUGCUGCUGCUGUUGCAGACAGUUGUGAGCGGGAAAGAAUAUGUUUAGCGAAAAAUAUGAUUUAACCAGGCGGGAGAAGAAACUGCUCCCUCGCAACUGGACGAACAAAAGUUGUAAAUAUUGACUGAAAUUAUCUUUUACUGCAAGGCGCGGAUCUACUUAUUAUUAGUACGAUUUGUAUGUAAUUAGCCGUUAAGAGAACUUUUUUUGAGCGAAAUAUAAUUUUUAUUUUUAAUAUA